CAUCACUUCCCUUACACUUCUCUUGGUGUCAUCUCCAACCUCCAACGCAAAAAACAAAAUGGCUUCCCUAAAGCUUGCUCUCGCCGUUGCCUUCGCAGUUGUCGCUGUCGUUGCAUCCCUGCCCAAUGAUGGCUAUGGCAAGGAACCUGGCAUGCCCUACGACUUCGCCUACGCCGUGAAGGACGACUACAGCGGCAACGACUUCGGCCACAGCGAGAACUCAGACGGCAACGUAGUCACCGGCGAGUACUUCGUCCUCCUCCCCGACGGCCGCCGUCAGAUCGUGACUUACACUGCCGACCACAACACCGGCUACGUCGCUGAUGUCAGAUACGAAGGCGAGGCCACCUACCCUGCCCCAGCUCCCCAGGGUUACGGCCAGUAAUGGAGCCGCCCGAGAUACGACCACUCGCUUGCUCCGGCUGAUAAAGUCUACGGCAAAUUACGAUUCUCCUCACUUUGAUAUUCAAAUAGGCCUUGUCACGUCAAUGCAAUAACUUCAUCGUUUCUUAGUACGUUUUUGUUUUCGUUUUGUUUGCAAGCAACUGGAAGCACAUUGCCCACCGAGGGAGUCCUUCGUCUAUUGUUUUUAAACUCUGAAUGCUUCAUAUAUGUUUCAAUCCAAUGUUUCAGUGUUCGAAGCGAAAUUUCUGAUAGUUCUCCGAUUCAAUUUUGUUUUUAGGAUUUUUGUUUCUUACUCAAACUGCUUAUACGGAAACGUUAGUUCCUGUGCCAUUCUCUCCUAAUCCCUGCAUGCUCUUAAAAACGACUGUAAAUAACGAAUGGGAAUAUUGUAGCAUUCUACUACACUCUGAUUCUACAAGCACUUUAUUUGCAAUAUCAGAAAUAUUUUAAGUCUGUUACCCAUUGCAUUACUUCAAAACUGUAUCUCCUACAAUAUGCUAUUUUCGACAUAUGUAUAUGAACUUUGUGUAUAUACCAAAAUUGAAUUAUUUUCCACCAGUCAAGUGACUGGCUAGUCACAUCAAAUACCUAUUCUACCAGACCAGCCUGCUGAGGCUUUAUAUACAGAUUUGAAUAAAUCUAAUAG
This is a messenger RNA of Penaeus indicus, 1051 nucleotides long. RefSeq names its product cuticle protein 19-like. Gene Ontology annotation, cellular component: extracellular matrix. The coding region runs from base 59 to 385 and encodes 108 amino acids. NCBI's taxonomy places the organism in Eukaryota, Metazoa, Arthropoda, Malacostraca, Decapoda, Penaeidae. The record is from RefSeq and is a predicted model, not a curated record. The transcript is spliced from 4 exons.